AAGUUAACUCGAGUUCAGUCCCUUUAAGUUUAGACUUUAGAAAGAGAGGAAGGGAAAUGUCAAAAGAACAAAAUCGGAGGUGAUCCAUCGAUUCAACAAAAACACCUGCUGGUAGAUCUUUAGUAAGAGCAAGUGUAAUUUGAAGGUUUCUGAAAAUCUGAGAAGAAGCAGAGAUCAACAGAUACAAUGCUUCCCACAACCUCAAAAGGGCGCGCGUCUAAUGUGCGCCCAAAUCCAGUCUUCCCUCAAUACCUGAGAAGAAUUGUCAAGUGGCGACAAAUGGAUAUUGAAUAUACGUUUUGGCAAAUGCUGAAUCUAUGCACUUCUCCAAAAGUUGUAUAUCAGCACACUAAGUAUCACAAACAAACAAAGAACCAAUGGGCACGAGACGAUCCAGCAUUCAUUGUUAUUUGCAGCCUCCUUUUGAUUGUUGCAACUUCGGCUUACUGUGCUGCGUUCAGCCAUAGCGUGGGACAUGCUAUUAGCACAGUUCUUUCAGUAUUGAUUUUUCAUUUCUUAAUAACUGGAGCGGUUCUGGCAACAUGUUGCUGGUUUCUUACAAAUUCAUAUCUUCGCGAAGAGUCUCCUAACAGUCAUGUGGUUGAACAACGAGUGGAAUGGCUUUAUGCAUUUGAUGUUCAUUGCAACUCUUUCUUCCCAAUGUUCGUUCUGCUAUAUGUGAUUCACUACUUUUUAUCACCCCUCUUGAUUGCACACGGUUUCAUUCCAGAUCUGCUAUCAAACUUGCUUUUCAUGGUUGCGGUCUCUUACUACCACUAUCUCAACUUUCUAGGAUAUGAUGUAUUACCCUUCUUAGAAAGAACCACAUUCUUUUUGUACCCGAUCGGUAUUGUCAUCAUCCUUUCACCCCUCAUGAUUCUGAGUGGCUUCAACCCAACAAGAUACAUGAUGAGCAUGUAUUUCAGCUAGUAGAUGUAUUUUACCGAGGCCAACAGUUCGAGGGGAAAACAUAUGGAGAAAUAGAAUGAUUCUUAGUCCAACAUCAUGUAACAUGGAGAACGCUAUAUGAAUGGUCGAUUGAUGUUUGUAUUUAGAGUAAAAAUUUAAACUUUCUACAUCAAAUCUGUCAAUUUUGCCGAUCCUGUCUUCUUUUUCUUUACAAUAUAACUCUUUCGAUAAAAUAGCCAGUGUCAGAGGGAAAUAAUGAUUUUCCCUUGUAAUGACUAGUGAUUGCUCAACUUUUAAAUGUAAUUUGCAUAAUGCCCUUAGUAAAAUCAAACACUCUUUGGUAGCA
This is a messenger RNA of Papaver somniferum (opium poppy), 1255 nucleotides long. RefSeq names its product protein unc-50 homolog. The record is from RefSeq and is a predicted model, not a curated record. NCBI's taxonomy places the organism in Eukaryota, Viridiplantae, Streptophyta, Magnoliopsida, Ranunculales, Papaveraceae. Gene Ontology annotation, cellular component: Golgi membrane. The coding region runs from base 187 to 930 and encodes 247 amino acids. The transcript has 10 exons.